Messenger RNA from Stegodyphus dumicola, 2016 nucleotides. RefSeq lists its product as uncharacterized. NCBI's taxonomy places the organism in Eukaryota, Metazoa, Arthropoda, Arachnida, Araneae, Eresidae. The record is from RefSeq and is a predicted model, not a curated record.
AUGACUCGUCUGCGUUUUCAUCUACAUCAGCACCAAAUUAUUAGUUCUCGACAAUAUGGCUUUCGGCCCGGUUCAUCUACAUUACAUGCACUGCAUGAUAUCACACAAGACAUCCUGAAUAAUAAAUUCUCUGGCUACCACACCGCAUUAGUCAGCUUAGAUCUUAAAAGCGCAUUCGAUAGUUUGUGGUGGGUAGCUAUUAAGCAAGCUCUGGUAAACUCCAAUUGUCCGAGUAAUAUUUAUAAAGUUUUAGAACACUAUUUGCAAGACAGACGUCUUAUUGCAGUACAUCCAGCGGGAAUUAUCGAAAAAGUACAGACAAGAGGAUGCCCGCAAGGUUCUUGCGCAGGUCCUCAACUCUGGAACCUCACUUUUAAUAAGAUCCUUCAAGCUCCCUGGCCUGAUCAUACGCAUAUAUAUGCGUAUGCCGAUGAUGUGGCUCUUGUUAUCCGGGGACAUUCUCGCGAAGUUUUACAGCAAAAUUGCAAUGAGUCUCUUCAACUCUUUCAACAGCAUUGUGAUGAUCUGAAAUUGAUUAUUGCUGAAAACAAAUCCAAGGUACUUCUUGUACCUAAGAAAGGAGGUUCCUUGGUCAGGCGACCAAGAAUUGUCCUCAAUGGCCACAGGUUGCAAAUCCUCAGAGAAAUCAAAUAUUUGGGAGUUAUCAUUGAUGAUAAGUUAACCUGGAUCCCACAUAUUCUGUCCAUUAAAAAACGAACACAGAUGAUUGCCAAACAGCUUCGUUAUCUUCAGGGAUAUCGAUGGGGAUUAAACCACCAUAUCCAAAAAAUUCUAUAUACUACUGUCACAGAAAAGAUUGUUACUUACGCCGCUGCUGUUUGGGCACUCCCCAUGCAGGGGAGAAAAGUCAAACAUCUUUCAACCAUCCAACGCCCUUUUGCCCUGAGUAUAACUCGGGCAUAUUAUACAACUUCUUCGGACUCACUAAAUGUUCUAGCCGGUCUACUCCCUCUUCAUAUUAGAACUGAGGAAGAGGCUGUUCGUCAAUUACUUGUGCAACUACGCAGGCCUAUCACAUUUGAUGGAGAACAUUAUUUGCCUGAUGACUAUGAAGCAAAACUGAAACCUUUUAGUAUUCAUCCAGCAGACUAUGGGGUUGGAGUUAGGCUCCAUAUUCCACCAUCAGUGUUUCGUAAUUCUUCAAGCCACGUGAUAUAUACUGAUGGCUCAAAGAUAGAUGAUAACGUAGGAAGCGCUUUUGUUGCUUUUCAUGAUAAUCUUCCUCUAGCCCACUGGAAGGGACAUUUAUCUAUGCAGAAUAGUGUUUUUCAAGGGGAAGCAGUGGCGAUAGCACGCGCUAUCCGCUACUUGCUGACUCAGAAUAUAACACAAGCGACAAUCAAUUCUGAUAGCCUUUCUGUCAUCCACGCCAUUGGCAAUCCUGAGCAUUCCUCUCCAAUUAUACGAGACAUUCAACAGGACUUACGUGCUUCUCCGUCUUUCACUAUUCAUAUUGCUUGGGUUAAAGCGCAUGUGGGAGAAUAUGGUAACGAACUUGCAGAUGCCUAUGCCAAGGAGGCGGCUUCUGGUGAUGCUGAUGAGAAUAUAUCCUUCCUUGGCCACAUUCUUUUCUCAAGCGAACUUUACGUCUUCGAGCAAUUAGUAAGUGGCAAGAGGAAUGGGACAAUAGCUUCACCGGUCGACCGACGUACUUUCUACCAUCUUUCAUAUGUGUCGACAGAUCGCUGCUGUGGCAAUGCCCAUCUUUCCCGUUACAUUUCGGGGCAUGGACCUUUUCCUGAAUUCUUCGCACGCUUUGGCAUUAGUGAUACCAAUGUCUGCAGUUGUGGUGAACUCGGCUCUCCGGAGCACUAUUUAGCCAAUUGUCCCCUGACAGAAGGCCUACACAUACGAUUUCCUACGCAAAAUCGUCAGGCAUUUUGCAAACUCUUAGUUAAGCAAAGACACCUGAUCCGCAAACUAAAUUGCGUAAUGGAGAAAGUCUCCAGCAUUGGGCUUGACCUAUGUCAAUCACACUAUAUGUUUAAGCAAUAG